UCGGCGGCUGCAGGCGAGCCGGAGCCGCGGGAGCCCGAGCCCGAGCCGGACCGAGAGCCCGAGCUGCGGCCGCACGGCAGGUCAUUAGUGAUUAUCAGCACUUUGGAUGGGCGAAUUGCUGCCUUGGAUCCAGAGAAUCAUGGUAAAAAGCAGUGGGAUUUGGACGUGGGGUCCGGCUCCUUGGUUUCAUCCAGCCUUAGCAAACCGGAGGUUUUUGGGAAUAAGAUGAUCAUUCCUUCCCUGGAUGGAGACCUCUUCCAGUGGGACCGGGACCGCGAGAGCAUGGAGACAGUUCCUUUUACAGUUGAGUCGCUUCUGGAAUCUUCCUACAAGUUUGGAGACGACGUUGUUCUGGUUGGAGGAAAGUCUCUCACCUCGUAUGGACUCAGUGCGUACAGUGGAAAGGUGAGGUACAUCUGUUCAGCUCUGGGUUGUCGCCAAUGGGAUGACGACGACGUGGAACAGGAGGACGUCCUGCUUCUGCAGCGCACCCAGAAGACGGUCCGCGCCGUCGGGCCUCGCAGUGGCAGUGAGAAGUGGAAUUUCAGUGUUGGCCACUUUGAACUUCGGUAUAUUCCAGACAUGGAAACUAGAGCCGGAUUUAUUGAAAGCACAUUAAAACCCAGUCGGAACAAAGAGUCUGAAGUGAUCUCCGAUGUGGAAGAUCAGGAAGCUGCCGUCGUGGACACAGUGAUAAAAGUCUCUGUUGCCGACUGGAAGGUUAUGGCCUUCAGUAAGAAGGGAGGACACCUGGAAUGGGAGUAUCAGUUUUGUACUCCCAUCGCAUCUGCCUGGCUGGUUAAGGAUGGCAAAGUCAUUCCCAUCAGCCUUUUUGAUGACACAAGUUAUGUCUCAAAUGAUGACGUUUUAGAAGACGAAGAAGACAUUGUAGAAGCUGCCCGAGGAGCCACAGAAAACAGCGUUUACCUGGGAAUGUACAGAGGCCAGCUGUAUCUGCAGUCAUCAGUCAGAAUUUCAGAAAAGUUUCCAACAAAUCCCAAGGCCUUGGAAUCUGUUCAUAAUGAAAACGCAAUUAUUCCUUUGCCAACGAUCAAAUGGAAACCCUUAAUUCAUUCUCCUUCCAGAACUCCUAUCUUGGUAGGGUCUGAUGAAUUUGACAAAUGUCUUAGUAACGAUAAGUUUUCUCAUGAAGAGUACAGUAAUGGCGCACUUUCAAUCUUGCAGUAUCCUUAUGAUAAUGGUUAUUAUCUGCCGUACUAUCAGAGAGAACGGGGCAAGCGGAGCACCAGGAGCACCCAGAUCACAGUCCGAUUCGCGGAGAACCCGGCCUACACCAGGAACGUCCGCAGAAAGGACCCGGUCCUCCUCCUGCACUGGUGGAAGGAGAUCGCGGGCACCAUCCUGUUCUGCAUCGCGGCCACCACGUUCAUCGUGCGCAGGCUCUUCCACCCGCCGCCGCACAGACAAAGGAAGGAAUCUGAAACUCAGUGUCAAACUGAAAAUAAAUAUGAUUCUGUAAGUGGAGAAGCUAAUGACAGUACCUGGAAUGACAUAAAAAAUUCUGGAUACAUAUCACGAUAUCUAACAGACUUUGAACCGAUUCAGUGCAUGGGUCGUGGUGGGUUUGGAGUUGUCUUUGAAGCUAGAAACAAAGUAGAUGACUGCAAUUAUGCUAUCAAGAGGAUCCGUCUCCCCAACAGGGAUUUGGCUCGGGAAAAAGUCAUGCGAGAAGUUAAAGCUUUAGCUAAGCUUGAACACCCAGGAAUUGUCAGGUACUUCAAUGCUUGGUUGGAAGCACCACCAGAGAAGUGGCAAGAAAAAAUGGAUGAAAUUUGGCUGAAAGAUGAAAGCACAGACUGGCCACUCAGCUCUCCUAGCCCUGUGGACGCGCCGUCAGUUAAGAUACGCAGAGUGGAUCCUUUCUCCACGGAGGAGCACAUUGAAAUCAUAGCUCCGUCACCACAACGAAGCAGGUCUUUUUCAGUAGGGAUUUCCUGUGGCCAAGCAAGUUCAUCCGAGAGCCACUUCUCCCCACUGGAACUUUCAGGACUGGACCGUGGAGACAGCAGCGAGUCCGUGGGCGCGGUGUGCCGCCUGCAGGACAGCUGUCUGACCGGCUGUGACGUGGAGGACGGCACUGUGGAGGGCAGCAAUGAGGGGCUCUCCUUCGGACUCUUUCCUUCCGAGGCUUCCCCCUGUGGAAGGUCGAGGGAGAGAACCUCUUCUUCAAUCGUGUUUGAAGACUCGGGCUGUGGUAAUGCCUCCAGUAAAGAAGAGCCCAAAACUACCCGGCUGCGUGUCGGCAGCCAGUAUGCUGCUCAACUAACUGCCACCAAGCAUUCCAGUAGCCAGUCUUCGGAACCGACCCUGUCUGUUUCUCUUCCGAGACCAACCACUUUAAGUCUCGAUCUCACCAAGAACACUGCAGAGAAGCUGCAGCCCAGUUCCCCGAAGGUGUAUCUUUACAUCCAGAUGCAGCUGUGCAGGAAAGAGAACCUCAAGGACUGGAUGAACAGCCGGUGCCACAUGGAGGACAGGGGCCGGAGCACGUGCCUGCACAUCUUCCUGCAGAUCGCGGAGGCCGUGGAGUUCCUGCACAGCAAGGGGCUCAUGCACAGGGACCUCAAGCCUUCCAACAUAUUCUUUACGAUGGAUGAUGUGGUCAAGGUUGGCGACUUCGGGUUAGUGACAGCCAUGGACCAGGAUGAGGAAGAGCAGAUGGUGCUGACCCCGAUGCCCGCCUGUGCCAGGCACACGGGACAGGUGGGCACCAAACUGUACAUGAGCCCAGAACAGAUCCACGGGAACAACUACUCUCAUAAAGUGGACAUCUUCUCUCUAGGCCUCAUUCUGUUCGAGCUGCUGUACCCGUUCGGCACACAGAUGGAGCGAGUGCGGGUCUUAACUGAUGUAAGAAAUCUCAGAUUUCCACCACUGUUUACUCAGAAAUAUCCUCGUGAGUAUGUGAUGGUUCAAGACAUGCUCUCUCCAUCCCCCGUGGACCGGCCUGAAGCUACGAGCAUCAUUGAAAACGCUGUGUUUGAGGACUUGGAGUUCCCGGGAAAGAUGGUGCUCAGGCAGAGGUCCCGCUCCAUGAGUUCAUCAGGGACAAAACAUUCCAGACAGCCCAGCAACCCCCACAGCCCUCUGCCCAGCAGUUAGGCGCCGCUGUGCCCAUUCCCCAACAGGUGCAGAGUCUGCGGCCCAGGACUGUGACUCCAAGUGGUGGACUUGAGGAUUUCGUUCUUUGCUCAAGUUUACUGGGACUACGUUUUCUAAGUCAAAUUUAAACUGGAUUUGGGGGCAUACCCCAAUCAGAGCCAGCUCUUGAUGUUUGCUGUCCUCAAAGAGGAAACUCCUGCGUCCCUCGUGGCCCUUGUCUUUGUUGCUCUCUCAGAACGGGCCGGCCAGCCUUCAGAGCCUUCGUCUUCUGCCUGGGGAGGCGGGAGCCAUCCCCAAAAUUUAUAGAGAUUUUUAUAGUAGACAUUAAUGAAAAUCCCUGCAGAUGGUAACUAGAUUGUUCUAGAAAAUAGGCUUUCUAGAGAUACCGGUGAUUUUGAAAUUGAUUUCCAAAAAGCUGACUCCGUUCUUGUCCCUGGUGGGUGAAUCAGGAAUCUGCCCUGCUCUGGGGGACGCAUGGCACCGAUGGACGAUGGUCACGUCCCCAGCCGGUUAUGUGGUGGCUUCUGUGACCUCACAGGCUGAGGUUCUUCCUGGUUCCAGGGAGGGCGCAUGCGUCUGUGCUUUGCCUGCAGGAGAGGGUGACGCUUGUGACGUAGUCGGUCAGAAGUCCUGGUGGGGGUGGAAAAGGGCCAUAGUAAGAAACGAAUGACAUGUUACCAUUGACUUCUUUAAUUAUGGACUUUAACCCUAAUACAAUCUUAAGUGUCUUAUAUGUAAUUCUGUAGGUUGAUACUUUCCCAUGACUGAUUAUAGAUAACGGUUUAAUCAUUUAACUUGCUAACAUGUUCUUAU
Molecule: messenger RNA, 3936 nt
Organism: Molossus molossus (Pallas's mastiff bat)
Lineage: Eukaryota; Metazoa; Chordata; Mammalia; Chiroptera; Molossidae
Gene: EIF2AK3
Product: eukaryotic translation initiation factor 2 alpha kinase 3
Exons: 17
Coding region: 226-3123 (965 amino acids)
Biological process (GO): protein phosphorylation
Molecular function (GO): ATP binding; protein kinase activity
Source: RefSeq, a predicted model, not a curated record